AUGGAAAAAGGAGAAAAAUCAUUGCUAUUAUUUGAGGAACAAAAAACAAGAAUCACGAAUCUUAUUGAUGAUUUCUUGAAUCGCUUGAAGCAAAUAAAGAAUGAAUUCAUUGCUUCAAAAUUGGAUGCCUUUGAAAAUCUAAGAAUGGAACUGAGAUUCCUAAGAACAUUUGUCCUGUUUGGAAAUUCGAUGAAUUUGGAUGACUUUUAUGAGAGGAUGUCAAUGAAUAUAAGCAAAUUCGAUCAAUCUAUGGAGUACGUAGAUAAAAUAAUCCUAGAGAGAUACAACAUGGAAUGUCUUGCCCCUCUGCUGCUUGAAGAGAUAAGAAAUUAUUUGAGUUUGAAGAAUGAUUAUGUAGCCACAACUACAGAGAUAAAAUUGUUUGAAUACCUCAUCAGAAACCUCCAUGAUCUACCAAAGUAUUGUUCUGAUUUGCUUCUACCCCUCAUGAGUGAAUACAAGAUUCUGCGGCAAGUAUGUACACAUCUCAGAGAUUUCUAUGAAUUGGAAUGCAACAAAAUUACAACAACAGAAUUUCUCUAUGCUCGGUACCAAAUGACAGUUGAUAGAGUAACACAAUUCUGUUUUGAUCUUUGGACUGGAGAGUAUAAAGAAUAUACUGAUGAUGGUUAUGAGUAUUUAGUCUUUGAAUGCUCUUCCAAGAUCACUUCUCUACUCAUCGACAUAAUCCCUCUCGAGCUGGAGGUUCUAUACAUUUCUACUUCUAACCUCAUCAAAGAAUCAAGGUCAAAAGAACUAGAAGGAUUGGUUAAGCAAAUCCUAAAAGCAUCUCCAAGGAUUCUUCAGAAUUAUCUCAUUCAUCUCCAAGGACGCAUGGUAGCCGUCAGUUACUCUGCAACUCAAAGCAUUAAUGUCAUGAUGGAGUUCCUAUUGAUCUUUCUCACUGAUAUACCAAAGCGCUUUAUCCAUCGUGGCAAAUUGAACUCUAUGUUGGCACAUGUCGGACUACUUACAAGGAAGAUGUCUAUUCUCAUGGAGGAGAGCUCUAAUAUGAAUGAAGCAGACUUUUCAGCUCCAUACUUGUUGCAAGAAAUCGAACGAAUGAAGGGAGAUAUCAAACAGAUUAUUUUGAAAGCGCCAGAGUCAUCCCAACUUUGCUUUCCUAUGGAUGAUGGUUUCCUCUUCAUGAAUCUUCUACUCAGACAUUUAAAUGAUUUACUCACUUCCAAUUCUUAUUCAGUUUCUCUGAUAAAAAAAGAAAUUGAGAUGGUGAAACAAAGCCUUGAAUUCCUAACAGCAUCUUUCAGGCAAACAUUGGAUGAGAGCACUAGUGGAGUUGUUAAAGAUUGUUGGAUGCGUGCUUUGGAUGUGGCAUAUGAGGCAGAACAUGUCAUUAAUUCCAUUCUUGUCAGAGAUAAAGCUCUCUCGCAUUUAAUCUUCUCACUUCCGAAUGUCACUGAUAAGAUCAAGCUUAUUGUGGCACAAGUCACCGGUUUACAGCUGGAGGAUAAGAAUGGGGAUGGCCCCCUUGAUGCAAAGUCUUCCAAUGAGCCAAUUAAGUUAACCUCAUCAUCAUUUGUUGAGGUAACAGUAGGUCAUGAGGAAGAUGAAGCCCGGAUCAUUGGCCAGCUCCUUGAUGAACAUGAAUCCGAGCUUGAUGUCAUUUCCAUUGUUGGAAUGCCAGGAGUCGGUAAAACUACUCUUGCCAAUAAAGUGUAUAACAAUACAUUAGUUGCUAGUCAUUUCAAGAUUCGUGCUAAGUGCACUGUUUCCCAAAACUUUAACAAGUCAAAGGUGUUGCGGGAGAUUCUUCAGCAAGUUACUGCCUCGGAGACAAAAGAAAGUGAGGAUGACCUUGCUGGAAAGCUACGAGUAGCACUACUCGAUAAAAGGUACCUCAUCGUCUUGGAUGAUGUGUGGGAUAUUGCAACAGGGGAGAUGUUAAUAGCAUGUUUUCCAAAAAAGGUUGAGAGAGGAAAUAGAGUUAUUUUAACUAGCCGAAGUAGUGAGGUAGGUUUGAAAGUUAAAUGCCAUAGUGAUACUCUCCACCUUCAACUUUUAACACCUGAAAAAAGUUGGGAUUUAUUCGUAAAAAAGGUAUUUGAGGAUGAAGGAAGCUGCCCUGCUGAACUGUCAGACAUUGGACACCAAAUAGUUGAGAAAUGUAAAGGACUUCCCUUGUCUAUUGUUUUGAUUGCUGGAGUAAUUGUUAGAGGAAAGAAAAAGAAAAAGGAUUUGUGGCUUCAGAUUGAACAUAAUCUGGAUUCCUUUAUUUCUUCAAACAACAAUUUGCAGAUGAUGAAGGUUAUGCAAUUAAGUUAUGACCAUUUACCAUACCACCUGAAGCCGUUGCUGCUUUACUUUGCAAGGUCUCAAAAGAGCAAACGGACUCCAGUCUCUACAUUGAUGCAGUUGUGGAUGGCCGAAGGGCUUGUGGAUCAUGAUAGUUCAGUGGAAACAACUCAAAGUUACUUGAAUGCUUUAAUUUCUAGUAGCCUGAUAAUGGUGGAUCAUAUCCCCUCCGAGAGUCUUUGGUGGACUUCUGCAAUGAUCAGAGCUUGCUAUGUUCAUGAUGUUGUGCACGAUUUUUGUUCAGUGAAAGCAAAAAAGGAGAAGUUUUUCAAGUUAAUCAAUUCAGGUGAUCCAUUUCAUGCUUCUAAUUUCCUACACCGUCGUCUAACCAUUCAUACUGACAACAGCCAACUGCACAAAAAAUGUGUUUUAUUCAAUUCUAAUAAGUGCUUAGCUGUUAAUAAGCAUGUCAUAUCUUUGAAAGUGAGUGGUCCACUAGAUGAGUUCAGGUAUAUCUGUCACACAAGACACUUUGGACUUGUUAGAGUGUUGCAACUGGAUGACAUCAUUCUGGAAGAUUCUUUAAUUGAAGAAAUAGGGUCCUUAUUUCAUUUGAGGUUCUUAAGCAUUCAGACUGCUGAUGUAAUAGCUAUCCCGGUGUCGUGGUUGAACCUACAGAAUCUGGAAACUCUGUUCAUCAAUAGAAAUUCUUCCCCCAUGGUUUUACUGCCCAGAAUAUUCUCACUGUCAAAGCUGAAACAUGUGAAAAUUAACGUAUGUUCUUUCUUUGAAGAGAAAGAGGAUAUCCAAAGCAGAAUAUUCUCACUAGAAAGAGGAUAUCCAAAGUAG
Solanum lycopersicum (tomato) is the source of this 3102-nucleotide messenger RNA. NCBI's taxonomy places the organism in Eukaryota, Viridiplantae, Streptophyta, Magnoliopsida, Solanales, Solanaceae. The record is from RefSeq and is a predicted model, not a curated record.